Messenger RNA from Cherax quadricarinatus, 13018 nucleotides. Its product is annotated as protein CASP. Gene Ontology annotation, molecular function: DNA-binding transcription factor activity, RNA polymerase II-specific; RNA polymerase II transcription regulatory region sequence-specific DNA binding; protein binding. Gene Ontology annotation, biological process: intra-Golgi vesicle-mediated transport; regulation of transcription by RNA polymerase II. NCBI's taxonomy places the organism in Eukaryota, Metazoa, Arthropoda, Malacostraca, Decapoda, Parastacidae. The record is from RefSeq and is a predicted model, not a curated record. Gene Ontology annotation, cellular component: Golgi apparatus; TRAPP complex; Golgi membrane.
AAAAAUCUUUGUGAUUUUUUUUCAAGAAAUAAAUAUAUAAGUUGUCAGUAAAGACGAACACAUCAAGUCAGCUGUUGUGCUGAGGGAGAGACAGGAGUGCCACGUAAAUGUUUAUGGCAGAUACCAAGAAAUUGGUCUCUAGAGGCUGGCUGUCUUUAAGAGAAAAUGGCAGUUAAAGUACAAAAUAUUAUAUCAGCAUGGAAGUCAUUUGAAUUGAUCAUGGUUCAGAGAGAACUUGAUGUAACUGCUUCUGAACUUGCAACUCGUCAAGAUGAAUCUGAAGAAUCUCGCAAGAAAUUAGUUGAACUGUCAAGAGACUUCAAGAAAAAUACAUCAGAAGAUGUUCGCAAACAAGUAGCUCCCUUACUGAAAAGUUUUCAAACAGAAAUAGAUAAUCUGAAUAAAAGGAGCAAAUUUGUGGAAACUGCCUUUUUACAUGUAUAUAAAAAAGUGAUUGAUAUUGCAGACCCACUUCCUACCCUAGAAUACUGUGCUGGUCUUGAAAAGAAAGUAGGACGUCUUGCUGAUUUGGAAAUUGAAAAUAAGAAUCUUAGGGAAACUUUACGCGAGUACAAUGAAGAAUUUAAAGAGGUUAGGAACCAAGAUGUAACCAUAAAAGCCUUAAAAGAGAAGAUUAAGAACUAUGAGGACUUAAUGGAUGAUAAUGUGCAGACUAAAACCAAAGAAUUUGAAAAGGAAUUAUCCCGCCAGUUUGCAGAGAAAGAGAGGUUGCUUCAUGAAACGCAGGAAUCGGUAAUGAGACGGCUACAGGAUGCAGAAUCAAGGGUUCAGACACUACAGUCUACUUUAGAUCAAACUCAGUCAGAAUUAUUCGAAUUAAAGAGUAAAUCAGAAGAGUCAAACUUUGCAAAGUCGGAUGAGGUUGAUAUUCUAAUGAAUGAUCUUGAACGUGCUAACCAGAGAGCUGUAAUAGCUGAGAAAGAGUCUGCACAGCUAAAGGAACAUCUUAAAGCUUUGUCAGUUGCUCACAGUUCUCAUAUAGAUAAUGUGUCUAACUGUUUGUCAUCCACAAAUAAAAUUGAGUCAACAGCUGAUAAUUUAGCAAGAUCAUCAUUAGAAAUUGAACUUGCUUCCAAGGACAAAGAGAUAUCCCAGCUUGUUGAAGACAUUAAACAGUUACAACUUUCCUUAGAUACCCUAAGAGAAACUUAUUCAAAACAGAUUGUGAAUCUUGAAAUGAAAGUGGAACAGGAUAAGCAAGUCAUUGCCAAAUUAGAAAGCAGGAUUGAAAAACAAAAAGAUUACGAUCAGAUAAAAAGAGAGUUAAACAUAAUGAAGUCUGUUGAAUUUGGCGUAUCAUCAUCUAGUGUCAAAGAGGACAGUAUCCAUGAGUCAUCAACACCACCUAAGCCACUGGAGAUCCUCCUCCUAGAAAAAACGAAGGCUUUACAAAAUGAGAACACUAUGCUGAAGCAAGAAACGACAAAUAUAUCUGCAAAAGUUUUAGAGGCAGAUCAAGAACUUGCAAAUCUGCGUGCUCUUGUAGCAGAACAGAAAGGAUUGAUUAUUCAUUUGGAAUCAGAUUUAUCCUCAGUGCAGUCACUUUCAGCACUUUACCGUGGAGAAGGUGAGGGUUCUUGUAUGCCAGAGAUUGUAGCUGAGGCUGUCAGAGCAUCCACUAGCAGCACCCCCCCUCUGUCAUUCCCUGCUUCAAACACAAAUCCACCAACUCCUACACCAGGGGGAAUUCCACCAGACUUCACAUCCGCUGCUGAAUCUCUCUUGCCCAUUGUAUCUGCCCAGAGAGAGCGCUUUCGUCAGCGAAAUGAGGAGUUGGAAGGGGAACUUACAGUUAAGGGGCAACAAGUGGUUCUUCUUCAAAACGAAUUGGACACACUAAGAGUAGAUAAUCUCAAAUUAUAUGAAAAAAUAAGAUUUAUUCAAUCAUAUCAAGGUAGACAAGCAAAGGAGGACACUGCAGCAGAAUCUCGCUAUAGUAGCCAGUAUGAGGAAGCCUUAGAUCCUUUCUCUUCAUUUUCUCGCAAAGAAAAACAGCGCCGCUAUGCAGCACUUAGUCCGUUCGAAAAAAUUACUCUUUCUUUGGGGCGUUUCAUUUUGAGCAAUAAAACAGCACGAACAGUUACUUUCAUGUACACGGCACUAGUGCAUAUUCUAAUAUUCUUAGUUUUAUACAAACUGGCUCAUACUGAAUCAUGCAAGCGAGAUUUUGCUUCUGAUUGCGCACAGAAAUUUGCUGAACAUAUGCAUCAAGUUCAUGGCCACACAAAUUUUCACCAUUUACAACAGUAAAUAGGUUUUAAAAGGAAACACAUUCCCAGUACUAAAGGUGCAGAUAACAGUAUGUCUAUCUAGCAUAAUCAUAAACUGUAUUUAUAUAUUUGUAUACAUACCCUUCCCCACUUCUGUGGGGAUUAUAGCUUUUUUUAACUGAAACAGUGAUGUUAUAUAUACAGUAUGUUAAAAUGUAAGUAUAGUAUGAACUCACCAGUAUUGGGAAACAUGUAGAUAUUUUCAAGUGUUGUCAUUUUAUUUAUAUUGUGAAGAUGAAAAUACACUAUGGUACUGUAUUUUUAGUGGCUUAGUUACAGUAAUGGGUGCUUUAGUGUAAUUGUGGCUUUGGUUCUAAUGCUUGAAGGAUACUUGUUGAUCCAGUUCAUGAGAAAUGUUUGUGUACAGUACCUGUACUUGCAAAAAAAAAAAAAAAAAAAAAAAAGUACCAUUCUGGAAUCUCUUGCACAAUGGUUCUAAAAUUUCAGAAGGUUAUAGGAAUAGCAACAAAUAAGGUUUUAAAACUAAGAGGUUGGGAAAACAUCAAAGGAGAGAACAAUUUUUUUUACCCUAAGUUUUAUCUUACAAAUAUACAUUAAUACAAAAACCAUUGAACAUUCAUACAUAUUAUACUCAUCAUAUACAAGGAAAAAUGUUGCAUGUCAUAUCUUCAUUGAGAAAUGCAAUAGUAAGUCUUGCUAGCAGUGAGUGAUGGUAAACAGUAGUAGAAGGUAAUAGCAUCUGUCUUAUCUAACUUCAUAAAACUGGAAAGAAACAGCCUAGUUUCAUGUACACAUUAUGCCACUUGUGUUGCCAUCUUCCCCAAUAAAAUCUAACAAAAAUGCACAUCUUGUCAUAAUACCAUUGCUAGCUAAGCAUGUCACUGUCAGAAGCUACUCUCCCUCCCACAUUCUCUUCAGUUACAAAAGCAAGUAAACUUAGCUACAUUGAAUACUUGCUGCUUGUUUAGGCAACAUAUCCAAUUAUUUCCAGCAGAGAAAAAUGCUGUCUGUCAUAGCUUGAGAAAAGAAAUGAAGGGCCCAAGAGCUCCAGUGCAUUAAAAAACAAAAAAAUUCUCCUUCCUUUUGGGUGCCUGGGUUAACGUAGCACCUAAAGGGAUUAUUGUAGUGAUAAAAAAAAAUCAGAACACAUGGAAAAUCUGCACCACUGUUCAAGAAAGUUUUGUCUUGGUUUACUAUGGGACCUCUGACAUGGAUGAGAAUGUGAAGCGAAUGAUCUCAAUAUUUGAACAUUUAUACAGUAAAGUGGAACCUUGGUUUUCAUGAUUAAUCCAUUCGAAAAAAUCUGUUGAAAACUGAAUCAUAUGAAAACUGAUGCAAUGUUUCCUGUAAGAAACAAUGUAAACCCAUUUAAUCCAUUCCAGACACUCAAAAAUAUUAACAAAAAAUACAUUAUAUAGAGAAUAACUAGAGUUUUACAUUCAGAAGGCAAUGAGAAAUAUAAUUGACUAAUGAAAUGGAUAAAUGAACAUUUAACAUCACUUUUACCUUUAUUGAAGACUCUUGUUGGCGUAUUAAAAAUGGCGAGGAGGGGAGGAGGAUGAGAGGUUAUUGUUUGGAAGGGGAAUUUCUAUCUAUAAGGAAUUCAGGUAUCAAGGCCCUAUCCAGGGUUACUUCCCUUUGUCUUUUACUGGUACUAGGCCCUGCUUGAGUCACGGGACCCCUGUCACACAAAAAAUCUGUCCAGAGAGGUCUGUUUCUGGCGUCUCUAAGAUUCACCUAAAAUGGGACAAAGCAUUGUUAUUGAACAUGUUGCAGACACGGCUUGCAACAGCUUUGUUAGGGUGAUAUUUCUCCACAAAACUUUGCAACUCAUUCCAUGCCUUAUUGUUAGCCUUCCACAUCACACACAAUUUACUCUUGAUGACAUUGUUUUUCUUGAACACUGGAAUUUUCAGAGUGAUACACCAGUAAAGGCUUCACUUUGAAAUCCCCACAAGCAUUACCACAGAACAAGAGAGCUAGCCAAUCCUUCAUAGGCUUGUGUCUUGGCAGUGCCUUUUCCUCCUGCAUGAUGUAGGUCCUCUUUGGCAUUUUCUUCCAAAAGAGGCCUGUUUUGUCACAGUUUAAGUCUAGUUGGGAGAGGAAUCCUUCAGCCUCUAUGUACUCCUUGAAUUCAUCAACAAAUUCUUCAGCCCCAUGUUUGUCUGAACCUGUAGCCUUACCAUGCUCUACCACACUGUGUAUGCCAAUUCGCUUCUUGAAUUUGUCAAACCAGCCUCUGCUGGCCUUAAAUUCACUAACAGCAGCACUCGUUCCAGGCAUUUUGUUUGCGAGAUCCGCAUACAUCUGCCUUGCCUUUUCGCAGAUUAUCACCUCCAAAUCAUCAUCAUCCACUAAGUGUUUUUCAUUGAUCCACACCAGUAACAACUUCUCAACAUCUUUGAUUAUUUGCGAUCUCUGUUUUGUUAGCACAUUUACCCCUUUCGCAAUGUGAGCUUCCUUGAUUUCUUUUUUCUUCGCCAGGAUGGAACUGAUUGUUGAUGCGGACUUCCCAUACAUCCUGGCAAGAUUGGCCAUGCGUACGCCACUUUCAUAAUUUGCUAUGAGUUAUUUCUUAAAUUCUGUCAUGUUUCUCGCCUUCUUUAUCAAAGGGCUGGCACUCGGAACUUUCUUUAGCCCCAUGGUGGCUUAUUUAGCAGUCGCAAUCAAUAAACAAGCACAAAAAACAGUGGAUUAUUACGAAAUGUUUCGGAUGAACGUGUGGGGUGAUGCUCAUCCAACGAGAAACAAAGGUGGACUGAGUCACGAACGCAUGGGAUGCUUUGUGUGGGUGCUCGAUUCCAGGAAAUGAGUGGCCAAGUCAUGUGGGCAGGUGGACAAGUUUGGUAUGGACCAUUUUCAACUGUACGAAAACUGAGUGGAUGUACAAAAACUGGGAUAAAACUUUGAUGAAAAAAGUCGUCGAAAACCAAAUCGUGUGAAAACUAGGGCAUAUGAAAACCAAGGUUUGACUGUGCAAGUAUAUGUGAAUUGCACUGAAUUGAUGUACAACUUAGACAAAGUUCUUUAAGCAAAAUUUCAUAUUGCUAAUCACUUCUGCCAAUAGACGUAAUGUUAUAAUUGGGAGUUGCAUUCCCAGACUAAAAAUGACCAGAGAAAUUGUGAAUUCCCAGAUUUAUUGUCGGAAACAAAAGCAUACAAGCAUCAGAAACGUAACUGGACAACUGGAGAUAAAUUAAACUUCUGACGGAUUCAGAAGGCACACAUGAAAAUUAAACAUAGGGCAAACUGAAUGGCAACAAUGAGUCCUGCUUUUAUUUGGAGGGAUUUUGAGCCAACCAGAGGGUAUGCAUUUCAUUAUAAAAGUUUGUGUUAGCGAAGUUUUGUAAUGUGAAUCUUCGUAAAGUGAGGACAGUCCUGUAAAAGGGAUGCUAUUAUGCGGUAUAAUCCUUAAAAAUGCUAAACCAAUAGAGAGAGUUUUGAAAUUUUAAUUGUGUACCACACACAGCUGCAUAUGUAAUUGGCCUAAACUGCACUUUUGAAAGGCUGUUAGAAUUGAAGACAUGCUACAGUAUUAGAAAAGGUAAUCUUUUUAAAUUUCAUAAGAAAAUAGUCCAGUUUCAAUAUGUAGUACUUCUAAUGUACUGAACAUUGAAUCCUUACUGUGUAUGGACACCCUGUUAAAUUAUUUACAAUACGUACACUGUGGAGGAGAAAUAGGUGAGUAAAUAUGUACACCCAAAGUCUAUCAUUAAGGCAAAUUUAUUACAUUCUCUCUCUCUUUUUACAAACUGAUUUGCUGCUGAAGAUAGAUUAUAGCUCGGUAUGCCUGCGCUGUGUACGCUUAAUCGUUUAACAGUGGCUCCCAGCCUGUGGACUACAGACCCCUGAGGGGCCACUGAGUUAUUCCAUGGGGACUGCAAACUUUUUGCAGCAAGUAUUGCUCAUUCAUCAUUUUUAGUGCUUGAUUUCCUCUUGUUUAUCAGUGAGUAUCCACCUCAUGUUGUGAGUACUGGUAAUGCCAGUCUCUCAGAUCUGGCAUCAGAAGAACUCAAAGAGCCUAAUAGAACUUUCAUGUGAUAGCUCUUUAAAGCUAUUUUUCACCCAAAAGCACAGUGUUGAUUUGGUUACAUGUAUAUUCUGAGUACCCAAAACAGUCUGAUAAGUCUGUAAAGUACUGGAUGCCUGUUCUUACCUGUGUUUGUGAAAAUGGAUUAUUUUGCUCUUGUUGCAUCUAAAUCAAAGUACAUACUAAAAACUGGAUGUGGAACCAGAUUUAAGGCCAAAACUUGAAUGGCUUCCACCAAACAUCCAGUCUCUGAAAGCUGCAAAGCAGCACCAGCUAUCUUAUUAAGUGACUUAGUACAGUAUAAUAAAUAAGCAAAUACUGUAGUGACUUAGUAUAAUAAAUUAGCAAAUAUACUGUACCUUCAUACUCAUACUCUUGCUGCUGUUGUCACCACUAUUUCAACUCCCAAAUAAUUAUUAUAACUAAAAUUGUAAAUACAGUUUUGUAUUACUAUCUGUUCAUAGUACCAUUGCUGUUUUAAUAUAGAGUUUUGUUGCUUACUCAUUAAGUUUAACAAUUUUAUCUUCAGACAGAUAUUGAGCUUAGCAUUCAAAUCAUCAAACUUCAGUAAUUUAAAGUUGAAUGGUUUUUACAACUCUAGUUUGAGUCUGCAUAACCAGGGGUUUUUGAAAAUUUGUGAAAUAAAUGCCCCAUAAUUUUGUAACAAUUUUGUACAUUUGAAUAGUUAAACUUGUUUGUUCUGUGGACUGAUUAAAUGAUGUCUCAUGUAUAUAUAAGCCAUUAUGUAUAUAUUUGUUGUUGUGAUAAUUAAAAUAUGAAGUUAUUUACAAGCAUUAUUUAUUCACAAUAACGACUACCUGUAUUAGCAUAUGAGGGUCCAAUGAUUUUUAUUGAGGCUCAAAAGGGUCCCUGUAUUAAAAAAUUUAGGCACAAAAUAAUUUGUGCUUAAACUUGCAUUUGUUGUAGCACCUAUUACCUUGUGUAUCACGUUCACAUGCUCUACAAAUUGUGAAGAAAGGUUGUCUAAUAGUCUUCCAGCACUUUUAUUCUCAGCUUAAAAUUGUACCUUCUGUUUUCCCUGUUGAUAGUGCCAAGAUAUCUUACAAUUUUUUUAUACAGUAGUCCCCCCAUAUCCGCAGGGGAUGCGUUUCGUGACCUACCGCAGACACCUGAAACUGUGGAUAGUAGCAAACCCUACAUAUAAAUCUUUUUUUGUUUACAUACAUACCUAUGAUAAAGUUUAGUUGAUAAAUUAUGCACUUUUUCACUGAUGGGAAGGAAUUCACGGCUUCUUAUAGGCUUUGAAGAACUUCCACCAACAUUGCUUUUGUGUUUUAUGGUCAUUAUUCAGCAAAAUUAAGGCUUAUUUUUGGGACAUGGCAAACCACAGAUAACUGAAACCAUGGAAACCAGAGACAAGGGUCCUUCUGUAUAUUUUAUGACCUUAUACGUGGUUGUUAGGUUUUAGUUUUCUUUCCAUAUCAGCCAACAAAUCCAUUUUUAGUGUUUUCAUUCUUAGACACUAUUCUUUUAUACCUUUGGUAGCCACUUUGUAGCUUGACUUUCACCCAGGGAGGCAUUACCAUCCACUCAUAUGGGUAAAACAUUAGCUUAAUAAAGUUUUUGCACUCUGAUACAAUUCCUGGCCUUUGCUUUCUGUCUUGUGAACAUGUAGAAGGUAUUUUUUUUAGAAACUUCUGCAUACAUUAGUGAUAUAUACUGUACAUUUAUCUUGAGUUUCCUGUUUAUUAAUAUCCUGUCAUUUCCACAGCACAGCUUUCUUUGUUUCCAAUGUGUUUAUAAUAUUUUUUAGUGCAAGUACUUCUCUCUCUCUUUCUCAUAUAGUUAAUUUAAUUAGCCCAUACAAACCACUGAAAAAUGACUACACUAUAGUAAUAAUGAAUUUAAGAUAAACACACUGAACUGUUUACCAUAAAAACAAAUCUUCAUAGGGCUCCAGACAUCUUACCUAGGGUGCAGCUGUUGUAUGACAUGGGAAAUUGCAGUGUAUUUCAAUAUAUGUACAAUUGUUAUUAGAUCUUGUGCAUUAAAUCAUUUCCACUUUUAGUAUGAAAUAUUUGCUGUAAUCGACAAUGAGACACAAACCAUAAUCUUAGAAUAAUAUACUGUAUGUCAGUUCUACAGUACAAUUAUGAUGCCAAUCACUGUAUUAUUCUGCAUUCAGUAAUGUUACUAGCUUUUUCAGACCAUUAUGAUCAGCACAGAUAAACCAACAUUUGCUACUGCUUUGGCUCACCCUAGUGACAUUAGCUACCCCACUUUCAGAUGUGUCCUCACACAGCAUUUUACCAUGUCUUACCUUAGUGUUGGCACCAUUGAACAGUUCAUCUCAUAAUUAUACCUGAAUCAUGUGAUUUUCCUGUACAAAUCACUCAUGUACUAUUGGAACAGUUAAUUAUCAUAAAAUACAGUAGUACCUUGAUAUUCAAACUUAAUCCAUUCCUGGAGGCUGUUCAGAUAGUGAGUUGUACAAAUAUUUAAUAAUUUUUUUCCCAUAAGUAAUGUUAAUUAGAUUAAUUCAUUCCGUAAUGUUUAAAGUGAGAUAUAUCCUUAAAAAAUUGAAUGAACUUAAAUCAGAAACAUAAUUUUGUAUAUGUAAAUUCUAGAUUCACUGAACCUCUAUAAAUGUAUCCCCUCAUGAAUUUAAGUAUUCAUCUACAGUGCUGUGGCAUGUUAACCUUACCAUGCUGUUUACAAUAGGUGUUUUUACCUUGUAGUUCUCAAAAUAUUGAAACUUGAAUAAUAUGAAAUCUUGUUAUACUGUCCCUUCCUCACACACUAACAUUAGGUUAUGACAGUAAUGAAAAUAUUAAAAUAGCUGACAGUUUGAACAGAUAUGCAGAGCUAUUCAAAAAUUGUGGUAAAUAGUAGCUCAGUGGUUAGGGCAUUCAUUUGGAAAUUGAAAGAAUGAGGAUUCAGUUCCUGAGUUGGGUGAGGCGUAUGGGUAAAUCUCCUUAUAAACUUUGUUCCUGUUCACCGAGCAUUACAUACUAGGUAUUAGUACAUUAUUAUUAUUAAUAUUAUAUUAGUGAAGUGCUGAAUCUGUAGGGGUAAUACAGCACCCAGGGAAUGGGAGGGUAGCUCUAAUUUUUUAAAUAAAGAAGCCUGUAGUGGAUGGCAUCAUGAUGGAUGGUAUACUUGGUAGGGUUGGGCUUUGAAAUGAGGUUGGAUAGUAGCUCUUAUCCUAUGAAACUAACUGCUAAAAAAAAAUAAAGUGAGAGUAAAAGGUAGAUGGGAUACAAGGAAAAUAGAAGCAGCAAGUAAGAGAGGUGAAGGUUUAUAAACUAAAGGAAGAGGCAAUUAGGGUAAGAUAUAAACAGCUAUUGGAGGAUAGAUGGGCUAGUUAGAGUAUAGGCAAUGGGGUCGAAGAUGUAUGGGGUAGGUUUAAGAAUGCAAUGUUAGAGUGUUCAGCAGAAGUUUGUGGUUACAGGAAAGUGGGUGCAGGAGGGAAGAAGAGUGACUGGUGGAAUGAUGAUGUAAAGAGAGUAGUAAGGGAGAAAAAGUUAGCAUAUGAGAGGUUUUUACAAAGUAGAAGUGAUGCAAGGAGGGAGGAGUAUAUGGAGAGAAAAAGAGAUUGAGAGAGCAGUGAAGCAGUAUAAAAAGAGAGCAUAUGAGAGAGUGGGUAAGAUAAUAUCAACAAAUUUUGUUGAAAAUAAGAAAAAGUUUUGGAGUGAGAUUAACAAGUUAAGAAAGCCUAGAGAACAAAUGGAUUUGUCAGUUAAAAAUAGGAGAGGAGAGUUAUUAAAUGGAGAGUAAGAGGUAUUGGGAAGAUGGAGGGAAUAUUUUGAGGAAUUGUUAAAUGUUGAUGAAGAUAGGGAAACUGUGAUUUCGAGUAUAGGGCAAGGAGGAAUAACAUCUUGUAGGAGUAAGGAAGAGUCAUUUGUGAGUGUGGGGGAAAAUUCGUGAGGCAGUGGGUAGAAUGAAAGGGGGUAAGGCAGCUGGGAUUGAUGGGAUAAAGAUAGAAAUGUUAAAAGCAGGUGGGGAUAUAGUUUUGGAGUGGUUGGUGCUUUUAUUUUAGAAAUGUAUGGAAGAAGGUAAGGUUCCUAGGGAUUAGCAGAGAACAUGCAUAGUUCCUUUGUAUAAAGGCAAAGGGGACAAAAGAGAGUUCAAAAAUUAUAGGGGAAUAAGGCUGUUGAGUAUACCUGGUAAAGUGUAUGGUAGAGUUAUUAUUGAAAGAAUUAAGAGUAAGACGGAGAGUAGGAUAGCAGAUGAACAAGGAGGCUUUAGGAAAGGUAGGGGGGGGGGUGUAGACCAGGUGUUUACAGUGAAACAUAUAGGUGAACAGUAUUUAGAUAAGGGUAAAGAGUUUUUUGUGGCAUUUAGGAAUUUGGAAAAGGUGUAUGACAGGGUGGAUAGGGGAGCAGUGUGGCAGAUGUUGCAAAUGUAUGGCAUAGGAGGUAGGUUACUGAAAGCAGUGAAGAGUUUUUAUGAGGAUAGUGAGGCUUAGGUUAGAGUAUGUAGGAGAGAGGGAGAUCAUUUCUCAGUAAAAGUAGGCCUUAGACAAGGAUGUGUGGUCACCAUGGUUGUUCAAUAUAUUUAUAGAUGGGGUUGUAAGAGAAGUGAAUGCUUGGGUGUUGGCAAGAGGUGUGGGGUUAAAAGAUAAAGAAUCUAACACAAAGUGGGAGCUAUUACAGUUGUUCUUUGCUGAUGACACUGUGCUUUUGGGAGAUUCUCCAGAGACAUUGCAGAGGUUGGUGGAUGCUUUUGGUAGGGUAUGUAAAAGAAGAAAAUUUAAAGUGAAUAUAGUAAAGUGACGAGGAUAAAAUUAAGUAAUGAAAGAUUGGAUAUCAGAUUGGAGGGAGAGAGAGCAUGGAGGAGGUGAAUAUAUUCAGAUAUUUAGGAGUGGACGUGUCAGCAGAUGGGGCUAUGGAAGAUGUGGUGAAUCAUAGAAUUGAUGAGGAAAAAAAAGGCGAGUGGUGCACUUAGGAGUCUAUGGAGACAAGGAACUUUGUCCAUAGAAGCAAAGAGGGGAAUGUAUGAGAGUACAGUUAUACCAACACUUAUAUGGGUGUGAAGCAUGGGUGGUGAAUGUUGCAACAAGGAGAAGGCUGGAGGCAGUGGAGUUGUCAUGUCUGAGGGCAUUGUGUGGUGUGAAUAUAAUGCAAAGAAUUCAUAGUUUGGAAAUUAGGAGGAGGUGUAGGAUUACCAAAGCUAUUAUCCAGAGAGCUAAGGAAGGGUUGUCGAGGUGGUUCAGACAUGUAGAGAGGACAGAACAAAACCAUGAUUUUGAGAGUGUAUAAAUCUGUAGUGGAGGGAAGGUGGGGUAGGAGUCGGCCUUGGAAAGGCUGGAGGGAGGGGGUAUAGGAGGUUUUGUGUGCGAGGGGCUUGGACUUCCAGCAAGCAUGCAUGAGUGUGUUAGGAGCCAAUGGAGACGUAUGGUUUUUAGGACUUGACAUGCUGUUGGAGUGUGAGCAAGGCAACAUUUAUGAAGGUAUUCAGGGAAACUGGCAAGCCAGACUUGAGUCUUGGAGAUAGAAAGUACAGUGCUGCACUCUGAAGGAGGGGUGUUAAUGUUGCAGUUUUAUAACUGUAGUGUAAGUGUACCUCUGGCAAGACAGUGAUGGAAUGAAUGAUAAUGAAAGUUUUUCUUUUUUGGGCCACCCUGCCAUGGUGGGAUAUGGCUGAUGUGUUAAUAAAUAAAUAAAAAACAUUAGAUAAGGUACAUUUAUAUGCACUACUGUAAAGUACUGCAUAUUUAACUAAAAGCAUCUGUUACUGGAAGUAUUUUAGUCAUUGUCAUAAUUAUUCAUGCUGUGCAAUGAUUUGUCCAACUUUUAAAAUAUCAGAGACUGCUAUGAUAAACCUUUAUUUUAUCAGACUUUUUAUGUGGUACUGAACUCAUAAUAAAUAAUUGUAGGUUAUGAUUGUUUUAGCAAAUAGAUUUUUAGAUAUUGCAUGUGUAGUGCCAAGUAAAGCUUGUGGCAUGGUGCUUUUGGGAUAGAUGGUUUAUCAGUCUUCUUUGGCAAUGUUUCAUAACUAGGCUUCACUAAAAGUAUUUUCAUUUCUAUUCAAACUGUGCACUCUGCAUGCAGGUUUUGGGAUUAGCUUUUGUAUAAUAUAACUUACAGGGUAUGUAAAAUGAAAAUAUACAUGACUGUAGUGUUCUUAGAUGGCACUGGGAUUGAAGUACAUAUAUUUAAGUAUCAAAACAAAAUGUACUAUUCAGAAUGGUUCAUUUAUGUCCUUGUAUAUUAGUACACAUGAAGAAAGUUAUUGAAUAGAGAUAAUUUAGUGCUAAGACCAUUUGCAUUUUAAUUAGAACACUAAAUUUUGUGAGCUUUUAAGUUUGGUGGUGUUUUCUGGAUAGAAUUUUAGUACUCAUUUCUUGAAAGUAUAGUUCUUUACUAGAAUACUGUAUCAGUGGUAGUGGUGACUUAAUUGUUUCUGUGAACAAGGAAGCUAAGUUAAAAUAUGAAUGGAAUGAAGGAUAAUAAAUUUGGAAGGAUAUUUCAUAGAUUAUGUAAAAGUGAUUUAACAUAAUUAUAAAGCUACCCUUGAAAUACAAAGAAUUGUAAUUUUUAAGGUGAAAGGCUAAAAUAAAAGAUGUGCUUAUGAAAAUAUUUUGAAAUUAAGUAACAUUUGUUUUGUGAAUGUUCUUCAGUCAGUUUGAAUGCUGUGUGUGUGUGGGGAAGUUGAAGGUUGAAUAUGAAGGUAGAUAACCAUCAUUCCGCUGUUUUUAUAAGUUGUUAACACUUGGUUCAGCCCACAUAUUAUAUUUUGAUAAUAAUGAAAAUGAAUAAAAGACCAAGUUAAA